AUGGACGAGUACGAAGUCUUUCAUCGUCUUGCUACGUACCCUUUCUCCUCUUCAACAAUGGAGAUGUUCCAAUGCGCUCUGCGACUCAUUCGAAGUCGCUACCCGAUAGCCUUCUACCGCGACGCAGAAGAUACAGCCGUAGAGUUUCCACCAAUGGAAGAUUUCUUUAAGCAAGAAAAAAUGCCACUCCAUGUCACUGGCAAAUGGAUCAGUUAUAUGCAGACUGUGGCCUGUUCUGUUAAUACUGCAGAACAAGGGGUCUCCCCGUCGUUGUGGCGUCUUGCCCGAGACGACCACGUAGAUAUCGACGUAGUCACUGAUUAUCUCCAGCUAUUACGGUUAUCUUACCCGUCUUUCCACUUCACAGACCCCGUCCCUAUCGCCCCUGACACCAUCGAAAACGUAACAGGGCUUCUGGGCACACCAGAUGCCAUAACCCUCAUUCCAUGCCAUUACAACGGAGCCUGGUUUACCGCCAUUGCCUACACAGAUUGCGUGCAGUUAUACGGGAUGCACGUUGAAGACAGCCCAAAGAUAGAACAGCUGCUACAAGUCUUGUUUCCCCGUCGUUUGAUCCGUUUCUCUCGGCCACCCCUGGCGGCGCGUCUCGAGGACUCUGGGGUGUGGAUGCUUUUGAGCAUGCGGAUGCUAGUCGCUGGAGGUUUACCGAUGCAGCAUGUCGACACUACAUUUCUCCGGAGCUCGAGAGCACGAAUUUUCAUGGAGCUGCUGAUGAAGAAACUUGACGUGAAGGAAUCUGAUGUUUCAACCCGGAUUCAGGAAGCACAAGCAGAAAACUCUCUCUUCUUCGACGAGGCCUUCAUAUCCGAAGACUACGUCCCCACACCGUCAAGCUCAAUCUCCACAGCUGACAGAGAGGAAGACUACAAUUUUACACUGGGUGGCUCUCCCGAACAAGUCAGCCGAUCUUCUCUAUCGCCUGAAGAGCAGCCCUCGUCCAGAGAACAAUCUUCCAGCGCAGAGACGACUGUGUCGGCACAAGCUCCGCGCAGUCCAUCAUCGUCCCCGCAACCGCCGUCCCCGCAACCAACCGAGCCCACCCGUAAGAAGCUCGCCUCGCUGCGCAGCAGCCACAUCCCCGACACUAGAGUGCCCGGAAUGCCGCAAAGAAUGCCCAAGCAGUGCAAAGACAUCCUUGACAUGUUGAGCGAGGCUGUGGUUUUUUACCGAAGUUCUCGCAUGUCGGAAAAAUCGGAACUGUCAGUAAUAUGGUCUGCUAUGAACAGCGGCUUCAAGAGCGAGUUUUACAGACGCUACAUCUGCGUGCUGUUUUAUAAGCAGAUGGACCGUCUUGCCAGUGAUGAAAAGUUUGCUAUACACGUAAAGACCAGGAUGUCAUACUCCGAACGAAGAAAAAUGAACUCUUUCAAGUCGCGGUGCAAAAUCUGGCAUGAUAUCUGCGAGCUCCGCCACAACUGGGGACCCGCCAAAUAUGCGCUUCUUUGCGUUAUGCCAGAAAAGCCAAACUUGGAACAUAUGAAAACCCGGGAGCGGGGGGGGCAGCUCAAGCAACUAGGUGAGCGGCUCAAUGAUAAGUAUGACGACCUAUCGAGCUAUGUAGAAGCGGCGACAGGUCUAUGCACAGCUUUGGUCCAAGGCAGUCUCCCAUGCGGUUUGAUGAUUGAUGACUAUCGUUUGAGGCCGGACCAAGAGUUCAUGGAGCCUGAAUUUGCUGCUUAUACAAGCCUCAAUCCGCGGCCGGUGAUCUCAAUCCCAAGACGGACCUCUGGCUAG
This is a messenger RNA of Colletotrichum truncatum, 1755 nucleotides long. RefSeq lists its product as uncharacterized. NCBI's taxonomy places the organism in Eukaryota, Fungi, Ascomycota, Sordariomycetes, Glomerellales, Glomerellaceae. The record is from RefSeq and is a predicted model, not a curated record.